Molecule: messenger RNA, 1069 nt
Organism: Drosophila takahashii
Lineage: Eukaryota; Metazoa; Arthropoda; Insecta; Diptera; Drosophilidae
Gene: bdwf
Product: bedwarfed
Molecular function (GO): DNA binding
Source: RefSeq, a predicted model, not a curated record
CUCUAAACCACUGGUUCUUAAGAUAUCGCGGAGGACGCAACGCCGAAUCUGUUUUUCAUUUCCCCAAGUUAAAAGCGGCAAAAUGAAGCGCAAGACGAGCGAGAUUUGGUGCUUCUUCCGGGCGGUGGACGACACAUAUGCGCUGUGCAACAUCUGCAAGGCGAAGCUCUCCUACAAAACGACCACCACCAAUCUGAGCAAGCACAUGAACAGGAUGCAUCCCACAUCGGGACUCAACCGGAGCUCCAACUACAAAUAUCAGGCCAAGAGCAGUAGCAUCAUGGACCGGAACAAGGGCAAGCCGCGCAACCAGACGCAGGAGGUGAUAAUGCUGGAGUUCGUGAAGAAGCAUCCGCGGAUGCUGCAGAAUCCGACGUGGGAGACGCGCAGCAAUCUGGAGUCGCUGUGGGAGGAGCUGACCUCGGACCUCAAUCGCCACGGGCCGCCGCGAAAGGAUGUGGCCACCUGGAAGAGGGCCCUGAAGGACUGGAAGCGGUUCAUCCUGAAGAAGGUGGAGAAGAAUGAGCUGCACAACGUUCCCUUCGGCACCAGCCUCAGUUCCUCGGAGGAAACCAUCGCCACCUUGUGCCGCCUCAACGAGGACGUUAGUCAGAUAAUCAUGAAGGUCUCCGACGACGAGGAAAUGCACGAGAAUUCCACCACCGAGUUCGACGUGGACGAUGUGGAGGACGUGGUGCCGGAAGAGGACAGCGGCGCCCUUCAGACCUCCGCCGAGUACAUUUACGAGCCGGAGGAGAGCAAAGCGGACAUCGACCCCCUUUACCUGCAGUCCAGCAAGCGGGCCGCCUUGGCCGGCAGUCGAAUGGCGGAGGAGGAGGCGACGACGACGACGACGCUGCUGCUGGAUAAGAUUAGCAAUAACAUUGGCAUGGUCCACGAUGCCGCCAAUAGCGCCCAUCUCGCUCUCAACGAGUUCUUCGUCCUGUACAAGCAGAAACUGUACGAGGACAAGCGCCAUCAUCUGGCAAUCGAACAACUGAUGGCCGAGAAAAUCGAAUUGAAAAAGAAACUCUUGGAGAUCGAGCAGCGAAAGUUGUCGCUAAAGUAA